This is a messenger RNA of Spodoptera littoralis (African cotton leafworm), 954 nucleotides long. The record is from the annotation of a GenBank genome assembly. NCBI's taxonomy places the organism in Eukaryota, Metazoa, Arthropoda, Insecta, Lepidoptera, Noctuidae.
AUGAUGAAGAUGGUAUCCUUAGUGUUGUUUGUUUUGGGAGGUCUCCUCGCAGCAACAGAAGGCUGUGGUCCUGGAAAGCAAUUGCUACGAUCUGGUGGAUUGACAGCGUACGAGAAGCAAGCUAUAGUCGACGCACACAAUCGCCUCAGGCAAUCCGUUGCCCUGGGACAGGUCUCCAGCCAACCACCAGCAGCUAACAUGAUGGAAAUGGUAUGGGAUGACGAGCUGGCCGCGGGCGCUCAGCACUGGUCUGACCAGUGCAUCACUGCUCACGACCGUGCCGCCCAGCGGUACGAUGGCCGUUUCCCAGUGGGUCAGAACCUUGCAGCCACCUGGACAACUCGCCCACCCACCCAGAACUCUGACUCUGAACCUGACUUCAACAAGCAAAUCAACGCCUGGUUCGACGAAGUACAUGUCUACGGCUUCAAGCCCAUCACCGGAGGGCACGGCACUGGACAUUACUCACAGUUGGUUUGGGGCGAGACAUCUCACGUAGGCUGUGGUUUCACAUUCUACUACGACCCCAUCCGAGGCUACACCAAGCUCUACGUGUGCAACUACGGUCCUGGCGGUAACGUCAUCGGAUCCAAGCCAUACGAGAAGGGCUACCCAUCAUGCACCAACUACGGCCUCACUGAAUCCAUCAAAUACUCUGGCCUUUGCGCCGCCAGCUACACAGCUUCCUCGUCUUACCAGACGGUGGACAAUAGCAACAGCUACAUCUCGAACGCCAUUCCAGACAGCUCCGCGGAAACUCAGGGCUUCAACUAUCAGUUCAGCAACCAGUACUACAACCAGUACAACAACCAAUACCAGUACAGAUACCAGCAGCCAAGCACCUACUACCGCCAAGAAACCUCGACCUUCAGGCCUAUCAUCAGUAUCAUCAACACUGCCUCCAAACUUUUCAAAUCAAAGCCUCAAGUGAGAAUCGGCACGGUGUACCUAUAG